GCUGCUUUCUACAAUGCAAAGGAAUCACUUUGCAGACUGUCUUCCUGAAUAUCUAUUUGCUACAGGAUCAUUGCGUAAGAAUUCGUACGGAAUUUUGAACGAAUUUACGCAAACAUUAACUUUAAAUUAAAAAACGAAUUAAAGUAGGAACUCAAAAGGAAUCAAUUAAGUGAUGUUUAAGCACAUAAGAAUGCGCAUUAGACAUUCAUGAAAUUGGCAGUAACAAUAACAAAAACAAUUUUGUUUUUGCUCAAUAGAUGCAAAGUUUGUGUGAACAGUACAGUUUGGAAAGUGACUUCAACCGAAUCGUUCCAUUUCAUAUUUCUCUGUGAACUGCAAAUAAUCAAUUAAGAUGCCUCCAGUUGAACUUGAAACUGUUGACAAAUUGGAAUACGUUUGGUUCCCAUCAGGAGUAAAUGGUGUUGUGUUUAGAGUUAAAGCUGGCCAUGAUGCACAUCUUGCACUCGCACCAACUGACUCUGAAAGUGAUCCAAUGUUAGAAGUCUUUAUUGGUGGAUGGAAGAACACAAAGUCAGUCAUUCGCAAGAAUCGCACAAAGCCAGAUGUAUAUGAAGUUAAUACUCCUGAUAUUUUGAAUGGUGAUGAGUUCCGAGGAUUCUGGAUUAGAUGGGAUGGAAAUGUGAUUACAGUUGGAAAGGAAGGAGAAGGAGCACCAUUCAUGAGUUACGAAAAUCCUGAUAACUUCCCAAUUAACUUCGUUGGUAUUUGUACUGGAUGGGGUGCAACUGGAAGCUGGAUUAUUGAGGCACCAAAUGAGCCAGUCAGUGGAUCUGCUGUUUGGGUUCCAGUAAGUGGAACUGAAAUUCCAGAUAAUGCAUUCAAAGGUGGAGAAGAUAAUGGUGAAGUACAGUAUGUAGGCAGAGCACAUCAUGAAGGUGCUUUAAUUCCUGGAAAGGCUGUUAAAUCUCAUGGAGUUUGCUAUGUAGCAUGGGGUGGCGGAGAACAUGGAAAGGAUUCAUAUGAAGUCUUAGUUGGAAAUGCAAACUGGGUACAAACAUCAGGCGAUAGUAUUCCUCCAAAUGCAUUGCCUGGAGGUGAAAGUGAAGAUGGUGAGCCAUUGUUUAUUGGAAGAGUUGCACAUGAAGGAACGAUGACAAUUGGAAAAGUUCAUCCAAGUCACGGAUGCAGCUACAUCGCUUAUGGAGGUCAAGAAUUAGCCUUCACGGAUUAUGAAGUUCUCACAAUUUAAAUCUCACUGUAAUUUUUGAAUGAUGCAGCUUAGCUGCAUUUCUCGCACAUAAUAAAUGCUUUUAUAAUAUUUAUUGACAAGCUUCAUAGAUCUUGCAAAUCACAUAAAAAAGUGCAUUAUUAAAGUCAUUAAUAAACUUGUUGGAAGCUGCAAAGUUGGAUUAAAAAUUAAUUUCACAAAAAACAAAAGUUUUUCAUU
Chironomus riparius is the source of this 1408-nucleotide messenger RNA. NCBI's taxonomy places the organism in Eukaryota, Metazoa, Arthropoda, Insecta, Diptera, Chironomidae. The record is from the annotation of a GenBank genome assembly.